AACGUUUUCUGUCUCGCCCACGCGGAAAGUAAACAAAACGUUUGAGAAAGUCGUGCUUCCUGUGAGUCGUGUUUAGGAUUUUCUCCUCGUUUGGACGCUUGUUUGACCAGUGUGCAACAAUGGUUCUGCUGGUUUCCCAUGUGUCAGGAUUUCGAAGAACAUGGUGUUUGGAAAGCAAAUGUAUGACAGGAGCUGAUAUUUUUGAAGCUCUUGUGGGAAGAGAGGGGGAGAUCCAAGAUGUUGUCCUGCAAUCCAAAGGCCAAAUCCUCUCCUCAUCCUCAGUAAUAUUGGAGGAUGAAACUGUCACAGCAACACUAAGGCUUCCUGGUGGCAAGGGAGGCUUUGGUUCUAUGCUGAGGGCAAUAGGUGCUCAAAUUGAGAAGACAACCAACCGUGAGGCAUGUCGGGAUCUCAGUGGUCGGCGCUUGAGAGAUAUAAAUGAGGAAAAGAGGUUAAAGGAAUUCAUCAGCAAGAAAUCAGAAAGAGAACGAGAGAUGCAGGAACGUAAACGCCAAAAAUUUGAAAAGUUGAAAGAAACUCCCAAACACAUUUUCCAGGAUGAGUCAUAUUACCAGCAGAGAGAAGUUCGGGAAAAAAAUUUAUAUGAUUCAUUAGACAAAGCUUUUUCCAAGGAAUCAGGAAGCACCUCAGGCUCCCAGAAAAGAAGUUCCUCAGAAGAAGCAAAACCAGUUGCCAAACCUAAGAAAGGCAGAUUUUUAGAUGACUUGGACGAAUCAAGUGAAGAUGACAACGAUAGUGACGAGGAAGAAGUAAAGAGCAGCAAAGGAAACUCCUCAGAUGAGAAGGAAGAUGACAAGGCAUCAGGACUAGAGAGUGGAAAGGAAGAGGAGCCAGACAGUGUGGCCAAGGAGACAGUGGCAGGCUCUGGGGCCAAGGGAGAAAGCGAUGCUGGAUAUUCUUCUAAUAAAGAAAGCGACGAAGAUACCUCCUCUAGGGGAUGAUAUGACUGUGUUUCUUUCCCUUUCAUUUCUUUUUCUUUCUGAAUUGUAGAAAAAUGUCAUUGUAUGUUUCUAUUCAUGUUCAUCUACAUAUUUAUAUGUGAAUGUUGUUAUUACUUUUUGAUCCCUUUUCAAUCUUUUAAUUUUAUGUACUCUCUUUGUCAUUUCCAUAACAUCACUUAAAGCAGAAAUUGUAUUCACAAAGUGCAUAAGCAUAAGUGUCUCCUGUUAAUGUGUGUAUAUUUGUUUAUUCUUGUAAUUAGUCAUUGUUAUCCAUUUUUUUCCUCUCUGCCAUUUGUUGGAGGUUAUCGCACCAUGAUUAGCAUGAGAAAAUUUUAGGAGUCACUUCUUUGAUAGCCAGUGAGCCUCAGCUAAUAAUGGCCAAUGAAGACUAGAGAACAUGGAAAACGAAGUACAUUAGUUCAAGGAGGUUCUUUUAUUUGACGCAAAGUAAUUUUACUCACAGCUUGUCAUAAAUGCAUCUUUGCUGUUUAUAUGGCAUUCUGAUGUUCAAAAAGGUUUUGAUAUUCUUUUUACAAAAUAUUUAGAUUUUCAAGCAAUCAUAUAUGAUGACUCUGCACACCAUGAUGUAUCCCAUCCUAUCUGCCAAA
Molecule: messenger RNA, 1570 nt
Organism: Penaeus monodon (black tiger shrimp)
Lineage: Eukaryota; Metazoa; Arthropoda; Malacostraca; Decapoda; Penaeidae
Product: replication stress response regulator SDE2-like
Exons: 7
Coding region: 120-962 (280 amino acids)
Cellular component (GO): nucleus
Source: RefSeq, a predicted model, not a curated record